Molecule: messenger RNA, 1245 nt
Organism: Letharia columbiana
Lineage: Eukaryota; Fungi; Ascomycota; Lecanoromycetes; Lecanorales; Parmeliaceae
Exons: 2
Coding region: 1-1245 (414 amino acids)
Cellular component (GO): actin cortical patch
Molecular function (GO): phosphatidate phosphatase activity
Source: RefSeq, a predicted model, not a curated record
AUGGACGCCUCCAUGGACAAAGGCCGGCAGGUGAUGGAGGAGACACACUCAGAGCGCGAGACCCGGUCAGCAGGCGAUUUUCACAAGAUAGAAGAGCUGCUCCCAAAACAUAUAGGCUCGCGAUGGAACAUCUCUUUCCUCGACAACAUGGGCUCCUUUCUGAGCAAGUUCAACCCCUUGGCAAGAGCCGUGGACCCAGAAAAAGAGGAAGUCUGGCUUCUCGACAAUACAGCCUACCGACCUGUGCACGUCUACCCUCAUCAGCCACAGCCAUUUCAAGCCCAAUUUACCGCUGCCUACUUUAAGCGGUAUACGGGGAAGGAUUGGAGUAAAGCGGUCGCUAGUAUUGCAGAUACGCUAGGUCUAGCAGAUGGAGAAGGGAGAGCGCAGGCGGAGAAGACGAUCGCGCAUCGACUGAAGCCAUUUGUCGAGACCAUAGCCCCUGCGCGGUACAUUGAUAUCAAAUUACCCAACGGCACUGUCGAGAAGCUUGGGCCUGGUGGAAGAAGCGCCGUUAGUCAACAGAUUAUUGUUUCUAUCCAAGACCACAAAGAGGGAGAAAGCGCCGAGAUCUCAGCAAUAACGCCCCAAGUCACCCCUCAUGGACCUAUGCUCACUCACUUCGCGGAGCCAGAGGGUUGGUUGAUGGUCUCAGACAUUGACGACUCAAUCAAAAUAACCAUGACCCCCUCCCCCAUAGGCAUCCUCCGCAGCACCUUCGUCUCGGACCCCACCCCCAUAGCCGGAAUGCCAGAACUCUACGCCCAAAUCGCCACCUCCCUCACCCCAGCCUGGUUCUACCUCUCCGCCUCACCUUACAACCUGUACCCCUUCCUUCGCCCAUUCCUGCAUCAGUAUUACCCCAAAGGCACUACCAUACUCCGCGACGCAUCAUGGAUGGAUCUUGGUGGCUUCCUCGCGUCGCUCACGCAAGGAACCGAAGCUUACAAGCGAAGCCGCAUAGAGGAGAUACAUAAUUGGCUGCCUAGAAGGAAAGUGCUUUGUGUGGGUGACAGCACACAGAGUGAUCCUGAAGCGUAUGGGGAUAUUUGUAGGAAGUAUAAGGGAUGGGUCAAGGCGGUAUUUAUCAGGAAGGUGACGGAUGUUGCUGAGAUGAAAGAUACGGACAAGAACACGGAUCAGAGGUUCGAGAAGGCGUUUAGGGAUGUGCCGAGGGAGAUCUGGAGGACGUUUGAGGAUCCGAAAGAGUUGUAUGAGGCUGUGGAGCAAUUGAAGGAUUUGUAA